AUGCGAAGUUGUGGAGAAACUGUCGUUUGCGCAUUUUUAAGUUCAUUCGAUCCUCCUGUUAUCAAUGAUCAUACUGGGACUUUUGCGUUGAAAUGCCCGCUUCCAACAGAUACUCCAAUCGAAAUUGGCGACUUGUAUUUGUUUUUAUUUCAAUUCAAUUCCGAAUUAGGACAAUACCGUUGUUGUCGAAUGACUCCCAUUCCGCGGGUUCUCUAUUCAGUGUACCAGAAAAUUUUAAGUGAUUACCGAUCGUCGCGCAACAAAUCAAUGAAGUGA
Messenger RNA from Caenorhabditis bovis, 276 nucleotides. Lineage: Eukaryota; Metazoa; Nematoda; Chromadorea; Rhabditida; Rhabditidae. The record is from the annotation of a GenBank genome assembly.